AUCUCUAAUCUAACAAGUCAACAAGAGAUCAAGAUCGAGAUAUGCACCGUGGGCGCAUCGCCGUGAACCCGGCCGCCGGCAUGGUCGCCAUGUUUCCACCGCCGCCGCGGCGCUUCAACUUCAACCACAUGUUUCCCGUGCAGGUGGUGCAGCCCCCGCCGUUUACCUUCCACGCUGCUCCCCUGCCGCCGGUACAGCCGGAGCUGCCGGUCCAGGUGCGCCCUGUGUGGGCGGGGAACUUCAACGAAGAGUGGGCCUACCUCCAGAGCUUCGCCGCGUGCGCCCGCUACAUCGCUGUCGACGUGCACUACCCUGGACUCGUCCACGCCGCCGACCAGGACCUCAGCAGCCUGCCGGUGGAGCACCGCUACGCGCUCAUGAAGGCCAACGUGGACGGCCUCAAGCCGCUCCAGGUCGGCAUCGCCGUCUGCGACCACCAAGGCCAGCAGGUCGCCUGGGAGUUCAACCUCCGCGACUUCUGCCGCCUCGCCGACUCGCACGACGCCAAGGCCCUCGACUACCUCGCCCGCCGCGGCCUCGACCUCGACACGCUCCGCAACCACGGCGUCGACGCCUACAUGCUCGGCGCGCUGCUCAUGGGCUCCGGCCUCAUCAGUGCCGGGCACGGGCGGCCGCUGUCGUGGGUCACCCACGCCGGUGCCUACCACGUGGCGUACCUCCUCAAGAUUGUCACGGGCGGCGCCCCGCUGCCGCACGACGUGGCCGGGUUCCUCGGCGCCAUGCGGUACUACCUCGGCCAGCAGGUCUACGACGUGGCCACGAUGGCGGCCAACUGCACGGGCAUGCCGGUGGGGCUGGACCACAUCGCCACUAACCUGCGCAUCCAUCCGCCGUGGGGGAGCCCUCGCCUCGCAGGCGCCGCCGGCGUGCGCGCGCUUCUGGCCUUCAGGAUUUUGAAGGACGGGCGGUUCGGUGGCAACGUGGAGAGGUUCCGAGGCCUGCUUCAGGGCCUGCAGCAUUAGUUCUUCUUCCACGGUCGAUCACAAUCACACACGAGCAACGUCCUUGGUCAAGAAUUCGAAUGUGCAACGGACUCAUGCUGCCCGCCGGUUAUUCAGAAGAUUGUUAUUACUGCUACAGUUUUAUAUACUUGUCAAGCGCUUGUUUUUCUCAUCAAAACUUCCAGUCAAGGUUCUAGUGAUGCGUGAUGUAUUUUGUCGUAAUAAUUCGCAAUACUUAUACUUGAGUAAUAUGUAUAAACAACCGUCAACCGUGUACCUUCUAUUGUGUGUGUAUUUUCUUAAGUCAACCGUGUACUUUCUAUUGUGUGUGUAUUUUCUUAAGGCAUCUCCAACACCAGAUAUUGUAUUUGUCUGUGGUCAUGUUCGUAGAUAGUGAUAUGAAGAGCCGGUCAUCCAACGCUUACCGUAAACCUUCAUCCGUAAUACAAAUAGA
This is a messenger RNA of Triticum aestivum (bread wheat), 1416 nucleotides long. Its product is annotated as probable CCR4-associated factor 1 homolog 11. Gene Ontology annotation, molecular function: nucleic acid binding; poly(A)-specific ribonuclease activity. Gene Ontology annotation, cellular component: CCR4-NOT complex. NCBI's taxonomy places the organism in Eukaryota, Viridiplantae, Streptophyta, Magnoliopsida, Poales, Poaceae. The transcript has a single exon. The record is from RefSeq and is a predicted model, not a curated record. The coding region runs from base 42 to 983 and encodes 313 amino acids.